UGUGCUUCUGCUGCCCUCGCUGCCAGUAUUCCUCGCUGCCCCGCUGCUUCUCUUUGCAGCUCCUCUCUCUCUUUCUUCUGUCAUUCUUUUGCUUCCUCUUUUCUCUUUCUCUUCUUUUUUUUCCCCCCCCCCAACAACAAUGAUGCUUCAGCGGUCCAGACGUUUGGUUCUCCUCCUCUUCCUCCGUGGUGAGUUUUCUUCUUCUUUCUUUUCUUCCUUUUCGGUGACAUGCAGUCUUUGCUGUGAGUUUUCUGCAUUAUCUUUUCUUUAGCAUGAAACUGAUGUUUUUGCUCUUUGUUCUUGUUUCCCUUCUCGAGCCGCACAAUGCCCAUCGAGCCUCUGUCUCUCGCUUUCUCUGGGUUUCAGUCAUCCAAAUCGGCUGCCGUCCGUUCGCUUCUCCUCCUCUCCUCCGUGACCAAGGAGGAGGCUUGGGUGUUCUUGGGGGUUUCUCAACUGAUUUUGUUUCCAGAGCUUUCGAUCUCACCCAAGAUGAAUCAGAUCAGCUCCUGACGUGCCAAACCGGUGCUUUAAUUGUCAAGCUUGUUGAGGGUCAAACGUUGCACGAUCCAUGCAAAGAUGCUGAUCACAUCGAGAUGUUAUUCGACUUUGAAAGUGCCAAGCCCAGUAUCCACGUCAAUCAGGGCGGAUCACUGACCAUUGCUACUCCUGAAAAUUUUCCUUUUCUGGAGAAAAUGGGACUAAGUGCUAAUGUCGUGAAGUUGGAUCCGUUGUCCAUGUUAACCCCAUGUAUACCGCUGAUGCAUCCUUCCAGUUGAUUUACUUCGGUAAAGGCAGUGGUGUGAUUCGAAUUUCGGGUAUGACUGGUAGGAAGGCAUUGGACGCCCGGGUGCAGAGCGGCCAGUUACUCGUCGUGCCUAAAUUCUUCUCUGCUGCCAAGGUUGCAGAUGGAGAUGGAUUUGAGUAUUUCUCUGUUGUCACAUCUUUAGAGCCAUCUUUUGUUCAGUUGGCCGGGGAAAUGUCAGUUUGGAAGGCAAUGGCUCCCUCAGUUCUACAAGCUUCUUUCAAUGUUAUCCGGGGUUCGUGGAACUUUUCAAAAACAAGAUUGCCACGGGUAAAAUUAUUGUUCCUCCUAAGAAUUGAGUUGAGAAAUAGGACUUAGCAGCUGCUGGAGGUGGACUACAAAGGCUAAAAUAAGAUACAGACUGCAUCUAGACCAUUGCCUUGAGAGGCCACUUAAUUUGUCAUAAUUUGAAUUAAUUAGUUCUCAAGUUUGAGGUCUAUGUUUUA
This is a messenger RNA of Coffea eugenioides, 1248 nucleotides long. RefSeq names its product 13S globulin basic chain-like. The transcript has 4 exons. NCBI's taxonomy places the organism in Eukaryota, Viridiplantae, Streptophyta, Magnoliopsida, Gentianales, Rubiaceae. The coding region runs from base 273 to 776 and encodes 167 amino acids. The record is from RefSeq and is a predicted model, not a curated record. Gene Ontology annotation, molecular function: nutrient reservoir activity.